AUGGCUGCGGGCUCGCCGCCUCGCACGCCGCCGGAUGCGGUCGACGCACCACCGCAGCCGGCAGAAGAACCUCUUCACGCGCUGCGACCCCUCAAGCCGCCUUCCGCCUCGGAGCCGCGCGAAGACGGCGUCGCGCUGGACAGCGCUAAGGUGCUGCGCUCCCCGCGAUGGACGGCGGCGCGCGUGGGCAAUCUGGCGCUGCUGGCGGUGUGCUUCGCGCUGGGGUGGGCGGCGCUGUUCGUGCAGGUCGCCACCACCACCGUCGCCGCCAGGCAGUGGGGCGGCACUGCCUUCAGCACCGUGCCUUACGGCGUGUUAGCGGCGGCGCAUGCUCUCUGGGCGCUCCCCGCGCAGCUGAUCAUCCGCGCAUCGCGUUCCGCGCGCCCCUCGUUCAUCGCGGGGGGCGCGCUGGGCGUCCUAGGAAACGCACUCUUCGCGGUCGCUGCUGGCCUCGCGCACGACUCCCCUUCCUCCUCCUCCGCCUCCCCCGCACCCCCCACGCAGCCCGCCCCCAUGGCGCUGCUGUGCGCGGGCGCGCUAUUCGCGGGGCUCGCGAACGCGUACAUCAACUUCCUGCGCUUUGAAGCCGCGCGCUUCGCGCCCUCCGCCGCCCACCUGCCCACCGCGAUCUCCGCCGUGGUGGCAGGGGGCGUGGUGGGCGGCGGCAUGGGGCCCAUCAUCAGCCGCGUGACACGUGGCGUGAUCCCAGGCCACGAGUUCCUGGCGACGUACCUGGUGUCGUGUGGACUGUUCCUCCUGGAGAUGCUACUCGUCGCACUCAUCCCACUCCAUGGGGGGGGCGCGCGCGCACGCCACCAAGGCACGCGCGGGGGAAGUUGUGGUAGCGCUGGUGAUGGCGCGGGGAGCGCGAGUGGGGACAAGGAAGAGGGUGGGCUUGGAGACAGGCCGGGUGAGGCUGAUGAUAGAGACUGUCGGGAGGAGGGAGGGCGGCAGGAGGCGGAGGAGAGAGCGGUGAUUGUAGGAGAUGGGAUUGGACAAGAGGGCGGAGAAGGUGUUUCCAAGGCCAGGAGCAGCAGCGGGUGUGAGGCUGGAGGGGGCAGUGUGGGCGAGGGGCUAAAGAAGGGCGGAGGGAGGGUGGGUGACGGACAGUGCACGGGCAUGGGAGGCGGGUGUGAUGGUGAUGGGAAGGAAACAGAGAGGCGAGAGGUGGAGGCAGGGGCGGGGCAGGAGGAUGGUGAGGCGGUGGUGGUGCUGGUGGGCGCAGGGAGGGGAGGCGAGGGCAGUGAGAGCACAGCAGCAGGGGAGGAGGAGCAGGGCAGGAGGCGGUGGUAUGAGGUGAUGCGACAGCCAGGCGUGGUGGUGGCUGUGGCAGCAGCGACGGUGGCGUAUGCGGGCAUGGCGACCAUCAUGCUCACUGCCGUCAUUGCCAUGCUCGCCGUGCAGCCAGGCACAGGCGAUGUGGACCUAGAGGGCCAGUUGGGGGCAGUGAUAUCGUUUGCCGACACCAGCAACGUCAUUCUCGUGCAUGUCGAGGCCAUGUUUGUGCCGUCCUUCUUCACGCCGGCCAUCAUAGCAGCCCUGGGCAGUGACGGCGCCAUGCUGCUGGGAUUCGUGGUGCUGCUCGCCUCGCAGCUCGCGCUGCUCGCAGGCACCACCCUGCCGCUCUUCUUCCUCUGCCUCGCCCUGCUGGGCCUCGGCUGGAACCUCGCCUUUGUGGGCGCCACGGCCCUGCUCGCCACCACGUACCGCCCACACGAGAAAGACAUGGUGCAGGGCAUCAACGAUGGCAUAGUGUUUGGAGUGAACACCAUAGUGGCGUCCACGGCCAGUCUCGUGCUGCAAACCAUCAACAGCUGGCCCACCUUCCUCCUCAUCUACUCCCUUGCCUCCUCCCCUGCCCUCUUCCUCACUCUCGCCUUCUGGCUCGCGCGGCGCCACUUGCUGCCAUUCCAUUGGCCAGGAGUCACCCCCUCUGUUCCGCGCCUCUUGCCAGCACCAUCAUGUGCGCCCCCACCCGGGCAUACACAUGGUGCAUGGGGAGGGAAGGGGAAGCAGCUGGUGAGGUCACUGUCGCAACGGCUUGGAGUGAGUGGGAGGGUGGCGGUGGCGGGGAUGAAAUGGGGAUAA
Molecule: messenger RNA, 2088 nt
Organism: Closterium sp. Naga37s-1
Lineage: Eukaryota; Viridiplantae; Streptophyta; Zygnematophyceae; Desmidiales; Closteriaceae
Source: the annotation of a GenBank genome assembly